Molecule: messenger RNA, 603 nt
Organism: Fibroporia radiculosa
Lineage: Eukaryota; Fungi; Basidiomycota; Agaricomycetes; Polyporales; Fibroporiaceae
Exons: 5
Coding region: 1-603 (200 amino acids)
Source: RefSeq, a predicted model, not a curated record
AUGAUUUCCGAUCUCAUUGUCAUCGCAGUCACCUGGAAACACACAUUCCGGGAGCGAUGGCAGAUUUCCGGGGAUAGUAUCAAAUCUUCUAUAUUUGGGCUUAUCUUGAGAGAUGGAACAAUCUACUUUCUCAUUCUUCUCCUGUUCAACAUUAUGCAAGUUAUCACUGUAGAGCCUGCUGUUAGCGGAUCGUACUAUACGGACUACGUUGUAGGGUUCCUCGCACCGAUUCAAUCUAUCCUCAUCUCUCGGUUCAUCCUCAACCUGCGCCGGGUUUUUGAUUCAUCUACCGACGGUUAUGAUGACCUCUAUUCACGCAAGAGUUUCUCGUAUAUGAGUACACUACAUGCACAUACGAUUGAGUUCGCGUCAAACGUCAUUGGCAAUAUGGGUGCACCUCUCGACCACGAGGCCUUCUUCCAAGAAGACUAUGAUGAUGUUAUCAGCAACUGUGUCGAUUCGAGUGCUGUUGUGGACUCUGGUUGUGAGCGGAGGAAGGGGAUCGGUUAUGAUGUAGGGAGCGGGCUGCAGAGAGAAGAGACGAUAGGAUGCGAGAAUAGGAUUGUAGUUGAAGAAAUCGAACUACAGGAAAAAACUACAUAA